GAGUUCUUUUUCCCCAUAUCAAAUCGCCACGAAAGCAGCAAUUGCGCAGCUGUUAAUCUGCUGACCAGACACGGCCUGAGAUCUAUAAACCGGCCCGCAAUUGGCUUCUCUUCAAGGCCUUUUAUAUUUUCAGCAAAAUACGCUCUUACAGCAAGGAUGGCUUCGUCGCGGGAUUAUUCGUCACUUCAGACCCCUGAGCUCUGCGUAGCUGACUUUUGCUUGGUCCCUAUUGGAACGCCGACUGCCUCGGUGUCCAAAGAGAUUGCAGAAGUCCAGCGGCUGUUGGCAACGUGUGGGCUGGAGUACACCCUGCAUUCCGCUGGAACUACUGUUGAGGGGCCAUGGGAUGAAGUCUUCAAGAUUAUUGGUCAGGCUCAUGCUCUCAUCCACAAAAACGGCAUCCCGAGAGUGCAGACUGAUAUCAGAGUCGGCACAAGAAUCGAUAAGAAGCAGACUUUCUCCCAGAAAGUCGAAGCAGUCAACAAGCUCCUUGCUGCGGAUAAGCAGUAGCCUUUUCACCUUUUCAUUUUUUUUGUUCCUAGGUAUACAAUUCGGCAUAGAGCGGUCCAAUAGCAGGAUAUACUUCAAUAAAUACUAUUUCUAGACUG
Xylona heveae TC161 is the source of this 608-nucleotide messenger RNA. Its product is annotated as cell wall biogenesis protein-like protein Ecm15. The transcript has 5 exons. Lineage: Eukaryota; Fungi; Ascomycota; Xylonomycetes; Xylonales; Xylonaceae. The record is from RefSeq and is a predicted model, not a curated record. Bases 157 to 510 code for a protein of 117 amino acids. Gene Ontology annotation, cellular component: cytosol.